CUCAUACUUCCUUGUCAGCCUGCUUGGAUGUAUGCAAUUUUGUGUAAUCUUUCUUCUGUAUGUAAUUGAAUAAUAAUGUUGAUUUUCAGCUAUAAGGAUCGAUUUCUUGCUGCUUUGCCAGCACCUUGUCGAGCAGGUGCUGACUUCAGUCGGCCUGUUUUCACAGCCACUGCAUUCUACUUGUGUACAAAAAGACACAAGGUUUCAACUUCUAUGAAGGACAUAUGCUUUGAUGCUUUCGGUAUUACAAAGGAAAAGAAAGACCCAAAAGCUGUGAAAGGGCACACUGAGAACUAUUAGAUGCAUUACUUAGCAAAAGGAAGUAUGAGGAUGAUGGUGAUGUAUCUGAGGACUCGAUUGAUGAUGAAGAUGGACUUGAGGUGGGCAUGCCCCUAUAAGAUUGCUAUGUUAUACUAUCCCUAGAUGGAUGAUGCAUUUAUUCAUGCUAGUUUGAAAGAUCUGAUAUAUAUGAAUGUGCAUUUAUGCACAAACAUAUCCCUGGCCCUCUCUCACAUUAUGUACUAUCACACACUAAACAAUAUCUGCUUUUGUGCAUCAAAGAAUGUGACUAUAGAGUUAAUUUGCAUGGGAUCUCACCUAACAUGUGCCUUAGAUAAGCAGAAUUGUGACCAACAUUAUCACAUUGA
Molecule: messenger RNA, 647 nt
Organism: Magnolia sinica
Lineage: Eukaryota; Viridiplantae; Streptophyta; Magnoliopsida; Magnoliales; Magnoliaceae
Product: origin of replication complex subunit 6-like
Exons: 3
Coding region: 76-300 (74 amino acids)
Biological process (GO): DNA replication; DNA replication initiation
Cellular component (GO): nuclear origin of replication recognition complex
Source: RefSeq, a predicted model, not a curated record